Onychostoma macrolepis is the source of this 1463-nucleotide messenger RNA. RefSeq names its product sphingomyelin phosphodiesterase acid like 3B (gene smpdl3b). The coding region runs from base 65 to 1450 and encodes 461 amino acids. The transcript has 8 exons. The record is from RefSeq and is a predicted model, not a curated record. Gene Ontology annotation, biological process: sphingomyelin catabolic process. Gene Ontology annotation, molecular function: sphingomyelin phosphodiesterase activity. Lineage: Eukaryota; Metazoa; Chordata; Actinopteri; Cypriniformes; Cyprinidae.
UGAAUGUCUUGAUGUAGGAUAACAGCAGUCGGAUCAGAGUCUGUGGAUCUCUCACACGCAUUAGAUGAAUCUGACAAUGGCAUGUGUUUGGAAAAUUAUUCUUCUCAACAUUUUUAUCGUCUCUGGUAGAAGUAACGUGAGCAAAGGUUAUUUCUGGCACAUCUCAGACCUCCACUGGGAUCCUUCUUAUGAUGUAGGGGGUAACUCUGCAUCAAAAUGUGCUUCUAGUGGAGGCCGUCCGACCCCGAACGCAGGCAGAUUUGGAGAUUAUUCCUGUGACUCCCCAUGGACUCUGAUAAACUCAACACUGAGUGCCAUGAAAGGGAUCCUGCCUGACCCGGACUUCAUCAUCUGGACCGGAGAUGAUACGCCUCAUGUGCCCAAUGAGCAGCUGGGAGUCGAACCUGUCCUGCGUAUAAUCAGCAAUCUCACCCACAUUAUAAAAACCACUUUUCCUAAGACCAAGGUGUAUUCUGCAAUGGGAAAUCAUGACUACCAUCCAAAGAGCCAAAUGCCCCCAGAAAAAAACAUCAUUUAUGAGCAAACCGCAAACUUGUGGCAUGACUGGCUACACGCUGCGUCAAAAGAAACCUUUAAAAUAGGCGGAUAUUACACAGAGAAGCUGCUGAAUCAAACUGGCCUCAGAGUCGUGGUCCUAAAUACGAACCUCUAUUACGAUCAGAACAAACUCACAGAAAACAUCAAAGACCCUGCAGACCAGUUCAGUUGGGCCGAUAAAGUGCUUCAGGACGCAGCUAAAAAUAAUGAGAAGGUUUACAUUAUUGGCCAUGUCCCUCCAGGGUUUUUUGAGAAGAAGCGAGAUAAAGCCUGGUUCAGGAAAGAGUUUAAUAAGCGCUAUAUAGAUCUCAUUCAAAAGCACAGCGCUGUUAUACAGGGCCAGUUCUUCGGUCAUCAUCACACCGACAGCUUCCGCAUGUACUACAGCUCAGAAGGAUCUCCCAUAAGUGCAAUGUUCCUGACUCCAGGAGUGACGCCCUGGACAACAACAUUACCUGGUGUCAUAGAUGGCGGAAAUAAUCCUGGAAUUCGCAUCUUCGAAUAUGACACCAAAACACUUUUGAUCAAGGAUAUACUCACCUACUAUAUGAACCUGACAUACUCAAAUGUGGUACAUGAGCGCUGGGAGAAGGAGUACCGGCUGACGGAGGCGUUUCGUGUGCCGGACGCCUCUCCCGCCUCCAUGCACCGCGUGAUGGAGCGGAUAUCCAGCGACAAGUGUUAUCUGCAGAAGUACUAUGAGUUCAACUCUGUGAAUUAUGACCUGACGGAGUGCCACUCUGACUGCCGCAUCGAUCACGUGUGCGCGAUGAGGGAAGUGGACUUCGAGGCCUAUGAGAAGUGUGUGGUGAAGGAGGGAGGAUCAUCCACCGCUCCAGUGCUGUUUACACUGCUGCUGUCACUGAUGCUGAGCCUGCUGUGUUUGAACUGAUCACAGAACAUUG